Molecule: messenger RNA, 1406 nt
Organism: Conger conger (European conger)
Lineage: Eukaryota; Metazoa; Chordata; Actinopteri; Anguilliformes; Congridae
Product: cell death-inducing p53-target protein 1 homolog
Exons: 5
Coding region: 117-584 (155 amino acids)
Molecular function (GO): zinc ion binding
Source: RefSeq, a predicted model, not a curated record
GCUGGUUUUCAGAGCCUGUUUCAGUACCGCUCAGAUACUCCUGGGACUGACAGCAGCGCCUCAGCUUCUCUGCCCCGCGAAUCUACUGGAACAGAACCAGAACCAGAACCAGUGACAUGGAGAAAGCCGGGCCUCCAGCGCAGGACUUCGCCCCACCCUACCCAGGGCCCCCGCUCAACAACUACGGAGGCGUGGCCCAACCCCCACAGCCCAACUUCCAGGCCCCCCCGUACAUGCCUCCCCAGCCCGGCCCAUACCAGGGGGGAGCUCCUCCCACCGGAGUGUACGCUGCUUCACCACAGUACGCAGCGCAGCCUGGACCCCAGCAAGUGGUAACCCAGGUGGUGAUGGUGCCUCUCCUGACGGACGUCCCGGGCCAGACGCAGUGCCCCCACUGCCAGCAGCAGGUCAUCACCGAGACCCAGCACAGCGCCGGCCUGCUCACCUGGAUCAUCUGCGGCUCGCUCGGCAUCUUCCUGUGCUGGCCGUGCUGCUUCAUCCCCUUCUGCGUGGACUCGUGCAAGGACGUCGAGCACCGCUGUCCCAGCUGCAAGAACCUCGUCCACAUCUACAAGCGCAUGUGAGGGGGGAGGGGGGUAGGUUCGGUGGCGGUUCGGCAGCGGACUCACUCUGAGGAGGGAGGGGCGGGCGGGGGGUCCGAACCGAGCUCCCUGGAACGCCUCCUCCUGCGACGGGAGCAGCCGCGGAAGACCACAGGCGACAGCCGAAACCUCCCGCUCUCCUGCAAACACUCGGAGGUGGAAGGUCCAGGGGUCGGAAAGUAAAAGUCGUGCGUCGUGUGUUUUCAUCCACCCGAUGACCAAUAGCUCAUUUCACUACUUCGCUCUACCGCCCCACUGGCCCGAGGAACUGUGCUAAUCCGCUAAUCCAUGCAAUUGACACAAAUUACUGGGUAGGAUUUUUUACUUUUGCGAUCCGGGGAUUUUCCACCUCUGCAAACAUUCCAAAGUGUCUCAUUGCCACUGUACUUCACCGACCUAUACCUUGCGUACAUAUUAAAGUCUUGAAUGUGAACGUAUCAAAUAAAUAUUGCACAUUUGACGGGGCCUAUAAAUUUGCCCAGCUUUGAAGGCAGUGCACCAAAAUCCAGAAUACAGUAAAUUGGGUUAUACCUACACUCCGUGUGCGUGCCAUAUGCGUCUUCUCCAGCCAGCACUUAGGGAAUCUGUGGCCAUUUUGAAGUCUGUACUGAACCCGUAUUGUCUUCAGGUUAUAUCGAUCUGUGUGCUGUGACUGUUGUUGCUUGUUUAUUAUUUGCACAAGUAUGAUUGCACAGUCUUUUUCAUUUAUUCAUUUGAAUGAACUAGUAUCAUGUUUUUGUACACAGUCUUUUGCUGUUAAUGUUGUAUAUACAUGAAUAAAAGAAAUGAUUCAGUUGCACUUUA